CUACAUCCGGUCGUCUACAUCCGGUUUGAAUAUGAACGUGAAAUAUAUAUGCUCGUGUUUGUUCCUUCAAAUGUGAAAUAUUAGGGCGGAAAAUAACCAAAAUGUCUCUUUCAACCGCACGUUCAUUCCUGUCGGAGGCUUGCUAUGGCGAGCAAGAACUUGACGCCAAUUCCGCACUCUUGGAGCUUGACAAAGGGCUGCGAUCCGGAAAGCCUGGAGAGCAGUGUGAAGCCGUGGUGCUCUUCCCAAAGCUCUUCCUCAAGUAUCCCUUUCCCAUCCUCAUUAACUCUGCAUUUCUGAAACUCGCAGACAUCUUCAGACUUGGGAACAACUUUCUUCGACUUUGUGUACUAAAAGUAACACAACAGAGUGAAAAACAUCUGGAAAAAAUCCUCAAUGUGGACGAAUUUGUCAAAAGGGUGUUUUCAGUCAUCCAUAGUAAUGACCCAGUGGCCCGAGCCAUUACUCUGAGGAUGCUUGGCAGUUUGGCCUCCAUCAUCCCAGAAAGGAAGAAUGCCCACCACAGUAUUCGCCAGAGUCUCGACUCACAUGACAAUGUAGAAGUGGAAGCUGCUAUAUUUGCUGCAGCCAGCUUUUCUGCACAGUCUAAAGUCUUUGCAGCUGGUAUUUGCAACAAAGUCAGUGAGAUGAUUCAAGGUUUGGAGACGCCCGUGGACCUGAAACUGAAGUUGAUCCCCAUGCUGCAGCACAUGCACCAUGACGCCAGUUUGGCAUCCAGCAGUCGAGAACUUUUGCAAAACCUGGUCACCUCUUACCCCUCCACACCCAUGGUCAUUGUCACCCUACACACCUUCACCCAGCUUGCUGCCUCCUCCCUGAUUGACAUACCCAAGCAGUUGCAGCUCCUCCUUCAAUACCUGAAAGAUGACCCACGCAAAGCCGUCAAGAGGCUGGCAAUUAAUGAUCUCAAGCUUCUAGCGAAGAAGGCCCCUCAUCUUUGGAUAAGGGAAAACACACAGACAUUGUGUGAGUGUGCACUCAGCAGUCCGUAUGAUAGUUUGAAGCUUGGCAUGUUAGCUGUGCUGUCCACCCUCUCAGAAACAAUUGCAAUUAAGCAGUACUUUAGUCAAACAACAGUGUCCGGUCCUCCUCGGAUCACCGACCUUGUGAACUUAGCCCAGGACUGCUGUUACCACAGCAACCUGGCUGUCGCUGCUCAUGGGGUCAUCGUGCUCUCCAACAUUGUCAUUUCCUGUCCAGAAAAAGAUAUUACCCAUCUGGAGCAGGAUACAGUCUUAGGGCUGGAAUCUCUGCUGAUGCUUUGCAGUCAAGACGGCAGCCCCAGUGCCCAGGCUACACUUAAAACCACUCUCACCUCUUUAGUCAAGCUGCUGAAGAGUCGACCUCACCUCAGUCAGUCUGCUGUGGAAUUCCUGCUUGGUCAACUCCACUUGUCAUGUGACUCCUCUCGCGUGCUCAUGUGCCACACUCUGUCAGCCAUUGCCACCCAUCUGCCGGUGCUGGGAGACAGCAUGCUGGGGGAUCUAGUAGACCUCUACCGGGUGGCUAGUCACUCGUCCACCAACAAACAGCAAGAGCUCCUGGUGUCUCUGGCCACUGUGAUUUUUGUCGCCAGCCAGUCAUCACUGUCAGCAGAAGUAAAGACCGUCAUCAAACAGCAACUUGAGAAUGUCGCCAAUGGUUGGACCGUAUACCGGAUCGCACGGCAGGCCUCCCGCAUGGGGUGCCACGAGUUCUCCAGCGAGCUGUACCAGAGUCUGCGAACCCGCGUGGCAUCGGAGCACUUCUACUUCUGGCUCAACAGCCUCAAGGAGUUCUCCCAGGCCGAGCAGUGCCUGACACACAUGGAGGACGGAGACUACAGCGGAGCCAUGAGUGCCAUUGCCGAGGCCCUGCGCUCCUACCAAAAGGGCAUUGCCUCCCUCACAGCGGCCAGCACUCCUCUAAAUCCACUUACAUUCCAGUGUGAGUUCAUUAAGCUACGCAUCGACAACCUGCAAGCACUGUCCCAGCUGAUUUGCACCUGCAACAGCCUCAAGACAAGCCCCCCUCCGGCCGUCGCCACCUCCCUCGCUCUGAGCACGGGCCAUGACCUGCAGAGCUGCGGCCGCAUCUCUCUGCAGAUGAAAGUAUGUAUGGAUGAGUUCAAAAGUCUCGCCGCCCGCUAUGCAGAGUUACACCAGUCAUCGUUUGAUGCUGACUACGCCACCCUCCGAAAUGUGGAGCUACAACAACAGAGCUGUCUGCUCGUCUCUCACGUGAUCGAGACUCUAAUAUUGGAGCCGCAGGCUGUCAGUUACCAGGAGUAUGGCCCCCUUGGCUCAGUUCAGUCAGAAAGUGAAUAUGAGCGACGGAUGAUGUCAGUCUUUACCCACGUGCUUGAGGAAGUGGAGACCCUAAACAAGAAGCAUCCACCUGUGUCGUACCUGCAUACAGGUUGUCUUUGUGAUGCCAUCAUAGCACUGCUGAAGGUCCCUCUGUCUUUCCAGAGGUAUUUCUUCCAAAAGCUUCAGUCUACCAGCAUCAAGCUUGCCCUCUCUCCGUCCCCACGAACACCAAACGAGCCUAUCCCAGUGCAGAACAACCAGCAGCUGACUCUCAAAGUAGAGGGGGUGGUUCAACACGGUUCCAGCCCAGGGCUCUUCAGGAAGAUCCAGUCAGUGUGCCUCAAUGUCACAUCCACUCUCCAGAGCAAGGGUCCGGGAGCAGACUAUAAGAUACCUCUGGAGAGUACAACCAAUGAGAUCGAGCAACGGGUGGAACCCCACAAUGACUACUUCAGCACCCAGUUCCUGCUCAAUUUUUCCAUCCUGGGCACUCAUGCUGUCACUGUGGAGGCUUCUGUUGUGGACGAGAGCGGCAUCGAGUGGAAGACGGGGCCUAAGACCACACUGUCAGUCAAGUCCAUGGAGGAUCCAUACUCCCAGCAGCUCCGCCACCAAAUGCAACAAAGCGCAGCUCAGCCUGCUCCUCAGAGGAGUGCAUACAGUCGCUUUUAGUUAAUGUUCUUAGUUACAGCUACUCACUUGUCUGUGUGUACAUAUUUGUUCCAGUGAUUAAAAGACUAGAUUUAA
Hippocampus comes (tiger tail seahorse) is the source of this 3056-nucleotide messenger RNA. It is a transcript of the gene ints7, whose product is annotated as integrator complex subunit 7. Gene Ontology annotation, cellular component: integrator complex. The transcript is spliced from 21 exons. The record is from RefSeq and is a predicted model, not a curated record. Lineage: Eukaryota; Metazoa; Chordata; Actinopteri; Syngnathiformes; Syngnathidae. Gene Ontology annotation, biological process: snRNA 3'-end processing. The coding region runs from base 102 to 2981 and encodes 959 amino acids.